This is a messenger RNA of Rotaria socialis, 1410 nucleotides long. The record is from the annotation of a GenBank genome assembly. Lineage: Eukaryota; Metazoa; Rotifera; Eurotatoria; Philodinida; Philodinidae.
AUGCAAUUUUUAACAACAGUUUUAUUCGUCGUGGUACUUUAUAGCUCUAUUUUACCAUUUUCUCAACAACAAUAUACACCAGAUUGGAAAUCAUUAGAUACACGUCCAUUACCUGCGUGGUAUGAUGAAAGUAAAAUCGGUAUCUUCAUUCACUGGGGUGUUUUCAGUGUUCCAUCAUUCGAGUCUGAAUGGUUUUGGUGGGAUUGGAAAGGAAGCAACCCCAGCCCUGCUGCUGUAGCUUUCAUGAAUAGAACUUAUCCACCGGAUUGGACAUAUGCAGAUUUUGCUUCACAAUUUCGUGCUGAAUUCUAUAAUCCCAAUGAGUGGGCUGAUAUUUUUGCUGCAUCUGGUGCCAAAUACGUUGUUCUCACUAGCAAGCAUCAUGAAGGUUUCACAAUGUGGCCAUCAAAAUAUUCAUUCAACUGGAAUGCCAUGGACGUUGGCCCAAAACGCGAUUUACUCGGUGAUCUCGCAAAUGCUAUUCGAAAUCGAACUGAUAUUGUUUUUGGUCUAUAUCAUUCAAUGUUUGAAUGGUUUCAUCCUUUGUACCUUGAAGAUAAAAAAAAUGGUUUUAAAACACAAAUGUUUCCUUUUGGUAAAACAUUGCCCGAAUUAAAAGAAAUCGUUGAAACAUACAAACCAUCCGUGAUAUGGUCUGAUGGUGAUUGGGAGGCAUCCGAUGAGUAUUGGAAUUCGACAGGAUUCCUUGCAUGGCUUUACAAUGAAAGUCCUGUCAGAGAUACAGUAGUUGUUAAUGAUCGUUGGGGUAGUGGAAUUCCAUGUCAACAUGGCGGUUUUUACACAUGCGCCGAUCGAUACAAUCCAGGGCAUCUUGUUACACAUAAAUGGGAAGAUUGUUUCACAAUCGACAAGAGUUCAUGGGGUUAUGUUCGUACAUCAAGCGCAAAUGAUUAUCUUACAAUUGAAGAAAUUCUUGAUCAAAUUAUUACCACUGUGAGUACGGGAGGUAAUGUACUGAUCAAUGUUGGUCCAACAUCAUACGGAAAAAUUGCACCAAUAUUCGAAGAACGUCUCCGACAAAUGGGUUCAUGGUUAAAAGUGAAUGGCGAAGCUAUCUACAGUAGUAUUCCAUGGAAAUAUCAGAACGAUACUAUCAACAAAAAUGUUUGGUAUACAUCGUCGAAAGAUAAAGAAUUUGUUUAUGCAAGUCUUCUUGAUUGGUCAAAGAAUACGAGCGAAAUAUUGUUAGGCGCUCCAGUCAGUUCAUCGAGUACACGUGUAACACUUCUUGGUUCAGAUAUGGUUCCUCUAAAUUGGCAUCCCGCGAGCGCAAGUGGUGGUAUUAUCAUUGAUGUAUCAAAUGUAAAAAUCUAUUCACUUGCAAGUGAUUGGGCAUGGGUUUUCAAAUUAGAGAAUAUUACGCCGAUGGGAGUUAAUAAGAAACCAUGA